Molecule: messenger RNA, 2808 nt
Organism: Dromiciops gliroides (monito del monte)
Lineage: Eukaryota; Metazoa; Chordata; Mammalia; Microbiotheria; Microbiotheriidae
Product: L-gulonolactone oxidase
Exons: 12
Coding region: 128-1453 (441 amino acids)
Cellular component (GO): membrane
Molecular function (GO): D-arabinono-1,4-lactone oxidase activity; FAD binding
Source: RefSeq, a predicted model, not a curated record
GGGCUCUUAAAACCCGGAGAGGGCUCCUUGUUUCUCUUCUUCUGAAAAAUCACCUUUCUUUCACCAUCUCUGCCCAGGACCUUCUCAUUUCCAGAGGGAGAUAGAAAUAGACCAGGAGCAACUGGAUAUGACGGUCCACGGCCACAAAGGAUUCAAGUUCCAAAACUGGGCAAAGACCUAUGGCUGCUAUCCGGAGAUGUACUUUCAGCCUACAUGUGUGGAAGAGGUCAGACAGGUGUUGGACCUAGCCAGGCAGCAAAACAAACGUGUGAAGGUCAUUGGAGGAGGCCAUUCACCAUCAGAUAUCGCCUGCACUGAUGGCUUCAUGAUCCAUAUGGGAAAGAUGAACCGGAUACUCAAGGUAGACAAGGCAAAGCGUCAAGUCACAGUGGAAGCUGGCAUCCUCCUGAUGGAUUUGAAUGUGGAGCUGAGCAAGCAUGGCCUGGCACUCUCCAACUUGGGAGCUGUGUCAGAUGUCACUGCUGCUGGUGUGAUUGGGACGGGGACCCACAACACAGGGAUCAAGCACGGCAUUUUGGCCACUCAGGUAGUGGCCCUAACUCUGCUUACAGCGUCGGGAACAAUAAUUGAGUGCUCUGAGACCAACAAUGCAGAGUUAUUCAAGGCCUCCCUGCUGCACCUUGGUUGUCUCGGCAUCAUCCUCACCAUCACCUUCCAGUGUGUGGCCCAGUUCCAUUUACAAGAGACCUCCUUUCCUUCCACCCUUAAAGAGGUCCUUGACAAUUUAGACAACCAUCUCAAGAAAUCGGAAUAUUUCCGCUUCCUUUGGUUUCCCCACAGUGAGAAUGUCAGUGUCAUCUACCAGGACCACACCAACAAGCCACCCACCUCGGCUGCCAGCUGGUUUUGGGACUAUGCCAUUGGAUUCCACCUGCUGGAGUUUCUGCUCUGGGUCAGCACCUUCCUGCCCCGACUCGUGCACUGGAUCAAUCGCUUUUUCUUCUGGCUUCUAUUCACCAGCAGGGUGGAGAGCAGUAAUAUCAGCUACAAGAUCUUCAACUAUGAGUGCCGCUUUAAGCAGCAUGUCCAAGACUGGGCCAUUCCCAUUGAAAAAACAGGAGAGGCCUUGCGGGAGCUGAAGACCAUGCUGGAGAACAAUCCCAACGUGGUGGCCCAUUUCCCUGUGGAAGUGCGGUUUGUGAAGGGAGAUAACAUCCUGCUUAGUCCGUGUUUCCAGAGGGACAGCUGCUACAUGAACAUCAUCAUAUACAGGCCCUAUGGAAAGGACAUUCCUCGCCUAGACUACUGGCUGGCCUAUGAGCGCAUCAUGAAGAAGGUUGGAGGGAGGCCCCAUUGGGCCAAGGCACACACCUGCACCCGGACAGACUUCGAGAAGAUGUAUCCAUCCUUUCAGAAAUUCUGUGCUAUCCGGGAAAAAUUGGACCCCACUGGAAUGUUCCUGAAUGCAUGCUUGGAGAAAGUGUUUUAUUAAGAAAAGGGAAACAAUAUAAAAUAAGCCUGGCUGCUUGCUCCAAGAUACCCCAACUUCCCACUCCCUCUACCCUCUACCCUCCCCCUGGUAUAGCACAGUACUAGACCAAAUCUCAGAUCCACACAACUUCAGAUGUUAUCGGUUUCCUUGUAAAACAUCUCCAAAACCUGGUUACUCUAUCCAUCUUCUACCUGACAACCUUCAGGGAUGGGGCCAGAGGCCACCCCAUUCCAUUUCAGGACAAUCUAAUCAUUAGGAAAUUUUUCCUUCUAUUGAAUGGAAAUUGGCAUUUCUGCAGUUUCUACCAUUGUUCAUAAUUCUGCCUUCAAGCAGAAAAGGUUUUCGAUUUUCUAUGUAAGAGUCCUUCAGAUACUUGAAGACAGCCCUGGUGUCCUCCCCACCCCCCUAAACACUAAGUCUUGAGAAAACCUAACCCACAGGAUCAGAGACUUAGAGUUGGAAGGGACUUUAAAGGUCACGUAGUCUGAAACCCACACAUCAUUUAUAUCCAAGGAAACUGAGGCCCAGGGAGGUUACAGGGAGGUUUUAAGUCCAAGCAUUCACAAGUAGCAUGUUGCAGAGCCAGAAUUGGUAUGUGGGUUUCUCUUUCCAAAUCCAGUGUCCUUCCCACUGCAACAGGCUGCCUCCCUUCCCCAGUUUCUUCAAAUGACUAAGCAUGAACUCCAGUUCCUUCACCAGCCAGGUUGCCCUCCAACUUCUCAAUAUCUUUUCCUAAAAUGUGGUACCGUAGAACCUAGCAUAAGAGGCUCAUUAUCCUGAUUAUAAUGCCCCUAAAACCAAUAGACAAAGAUUUCACACCCAACGUGAACUUCACUUGUGUGCACAUCCACUGGGUAUUUCUAUACCAGCCAUGCCAGAAUGACCACAAUAUCACACCUGCACUACCAGCAGUGACCUAAUUUCUCUUUAUUAUUGAUAAUAUAAAUCAACUGUUUCAGAUGAAUCCACCCCCCCCCACACACACACACACACAGAAGAGCGAAAGUUCCUUGAGGGCAGCACAGGAACUAUUUCUCCUCCUCCUUAUUUCUUCUCUACCUUCUUCUCCUCCUUCACUUCCUCCAUCUCCUCUUCCUUUUUCUCCUCCUUCUACCCUUUCUCUUUUUUCUUCUUCCUCCUCCUCCUUUUUUCUCCCUUUUUUUUUUUAUCCUCUAGCACAGUGCUUGGUAUUUUAUAAAGGCUUGUUGAAGGUAUGAGCAAACAAGGACUUAAAUCAAUAUUAUAAGCAUCACACACCUUCAACCAUACCCCUUCAAUCUUAUACUCAUCAGCCUGUCUUCCUCCAUUAAAAUUAUUAUUUUUGCUAUCUUUUAAUAAAACGCUUUAUUGACUUC